This is a messenger RNA of Astyanax mexicanus (Mexican tetra), 2868 nucleotides long. It is a transcript of the gene prf1.5, whose product is annotated as perforin 1.5. Lineage: Eukaryota; Metazoa; Chordata; Actinopteri; Characiformes; Acestrorhamphidae. The record is from RefSeq and is a predicted model, not a curated record. The transcript is spliced from 3 exons. The coding region runs from base 228 to 1787 and encodes 519 amino acids.
AAGUCUCGUGAGCACCCUCCCCCACCCUGCAGCUGGGAGGCACUGGACAUCAAAACAAAACCAGUCAGCGGAUAAAAUCUGUCUGCUGCUGGAAAAAAUGCACCAAAAGGAAGACACUCCUUGCUUCAGAUGCUUCAAAGCUUCCACUCCAGAAGACUUUUCAGCAAUAGCCUUCCUAGAACAAAAGCCAAAGCUAGCACAGCAACUGUAACAGCAACGAAGCAAUAAUGGACCAUCGGAAAUGCAUCCGUCUCCAUUCAUUCCUCUGCAUCACCUUAAUUCUGACGGUCAUCCAUGACACUUUAGCCUGCCGUACAGGAACACAGCCAGAAUGCGAGAAAGCUCCCUUCGUCCCUGGCCAUAACCUGGCAGGUGAAGGCUUUGACGUGGUCAAAAUGCGCCGUAAAGGUGCUUAUGUUAUAAACGUCAAAUCCCACAUGGUGGACAACUCCACCUGCACUGUGUGCAAGAACCGGUUCCAGGAGGGGCAGGUGCAAAAACUGCCCUCGGCAGUGCUGGACUGGCGUCCCUUCAGUCGCUGCAGCAAACAGCUCUCAAGUGCUCUCCACCAUUCCAUCGACUCCCUUAUCAAAAGCUCAUCAGCCCUCAUCAACAAUAACUGGGGAAUGGACCUUAGAAUAGAAGAUCUGGGCAAGGUGAUUCUGGGUGGGAGCCAUUCAGAUAUAGCCAAGUUUUCUCAGUCGCAGAACAUGAUGGACAAAGCGACCUUUGCUCUUCAUGAGCUCAGCUGCACAUAUUACAGUUACAGGGUAAAGGAUCACCCAGAGCUCAGCACUGAAUUCUCUAAACAUAUACUUCGACUGCCUAGAAGCUACGACGAGAAAACCAAAUGCCUCUACCGGAAGACUAUCAACACUUACGGCACCCACUACAUUAGUCACGUUCACCUAGGAGGCCGCGUGAGGCGAGUCACAGCCUUUCGAACCUGCCUUGCAACCUUAAAGGGCUUUUCUGAAUCAGAGAUAAAGAACUGUUUGAAUAUCGAGUUAAAAAUGAGUCUAGGGUUUCUUCCUGCAAAUGCUUCUCUUUCAAACAAAUGCUCAGAUAUCCUGAAGGACAACAUGAGCAUGGGCUUCUACCAGGGUUUUAUGACGCACAAGACUGAGGUUUUGGGUGGCGAAAAGUACUUUCCAGACCUUGGACUUCAUGAAAGUCCAUCUGAGGCCUACACCAGAUGGAUGAGCAGCUUACGCGACAACCCAGAUGUUAUUUCAUAUUCCAUUCUCCCACUACAUCAUCUCAUAACUGACCCAGAGCUGAGUGCCAGUCUGAGGGAAGCAGUGACCGAGUACAUAGAAGAGAAUGUGCUGCCUGUUGAGCAGAAGCCAAACCAAGAUUGCACCCCAGCCCCAAACCUGGACCACAACUGCUGCCCUCUCCGAGCAGGUCGUGGCACCUUGCGAGUGGCAGUGCAACGAGCUAACGGUCUGAAGGCAGACCUCUUCACUCGGACAGACGGCUACGUAAAAGUAUGGUACGCUAACAUGUACGAAGAGACUGAAGUGGUGAUGGAUGACAACAAUCCGGAAUGGAACAUCAGUUACAACUUUGGUUCCAUAGACUUUGGUCACGAGUUAACAUUCGAGGUGUGGGACAGCGACGUGAUGUACAAUGACAUGGUGGGAAGGUGUGUGGUCUAUCCUGAACGUGGGAUUCACUCACACAGCUGUAAACUAAAGAAAGGAGUCUUCUACUUCACCUACAUUGCCACAUGUGAUGCUCACCUGACUGGUCAUAGGUGUGGUCGGUACUCCCCAAAAGCAUGAUUGUCCUUUAUCAGGCACUUAAAGAUAGAGAUCCCUUUAAACAAAGAAAGAAUGGAAAAGUUAUUAAAUGGAUUAUUGUAAAACUGCAACUACACACUUCGGUUUAAAGCACAAUUGAAGGGAAGAUAACUGAUUCUUUGCAGUUUUCAACAAAUGUAUUUUUUUCCAACACUAACAAUUACUUUCUUUUCUAAGUUUUAAGAUUUGUUGGAAAUCUUUGGUCAGUUUCACACUCAGGGAUUAUGCCUGGUUGUCUUCCUUUCAAUAGAAAAUCUCCCUUUAGAUAUAUCUGAAGAACUGUCCAUUAGUGAUGGAUCUUGUAGUAUUGUUAAAUUUAUGCACCAUCAUCCACCCUGCAGUACAGUCAUGUAAAAAAUGUUUUUUUUCCAAACAUGGACAUUUGAUCUUCAUUUAAACAGUAAGAAAUUAAAGUAAUACAAAUAAAACUUAUACUAAAAGUUAUAAUCAGGUGCAGCACAUCAUGGUCAGAAAGUCUUUUGGAGAAGGAUGUAGAGGUUAAGAAUAUGUUAAAAAUGAUUAGAAAUCAGUAAUUUCAAUAACAAAUUAUUUUAAAAGGGGAUAAUAUUUAAAAAACAGAACCACAAGUUUCAUUUAAACACUGGAUGCCUGGUAAUGCAACCAGUAACUUACAUGGUUGUAGAGGUACUGGAGAAGACUUGCAUCAGUCCUCACCUCAUUACAUGUUGCAAACGUUACAUGUAGUAGGGGAAGGACUAGAGUACUAAAGAUUGGGUUGGGUAAUUGGAAAUAGAAAAAAAAAAUAAGAUACAAAAAAGUUAUAAAUGUAAAAUAAUAAUUAUAUAUUAUAAAUAUGUAUGUAAAUAUAUUGUAACUGCAUACCUUUUAGUCAAGAACACAGCUCAUAAUACAGAUAACAAAUGUUGUGAAUGUUUAGUCAGUUACUUUUAAUAGAAAAUCUCAAAACAAAGUCUGAGAUAUCUGGGAAACUGUCCCUUUUUCAUAAUCUUGUACAAUAUGAAUCUUGAAAUGCUGUUAAAUUUGUGCACCAUUCACUCUGCAGAACAGUCAUGUAAAUAAUAACCCAUUAAAAACCUUUUUU